Molecule: messenger RNA, 1001 nt
Organism: Xenia sp. Carnegie-2017
Lineage: Eukaryota; Metazoa; Cnidaria; Anthozoa; Malacalcyonacea; Xeniidae
Exons: 2
Coding region: 126-1001 (291 amino acids)
Molecular function (GO): zinc ion binding
Source: RefSeq, a predicted model, not a curated record
GGGUAUGGGCAUUCAGAAAAGAGCGUCUGCUUGUUUAUGUUAGCACAAACAAUGGGUUGGAAAGACAAAAUGGGGCUUUCAAACACCAGUAUUUACUGACUUUACGAAAGUAUUCUCUCAGCGCAAUGUUAACAAUUCUUGUAAAUGAAUUUCUUCCUGACAAAUACGAAAGCUACAUCAACGAAAAUACAAAAUGCUCCACAGCAUAUAAGCGUUAUAACAAACAGAUUCCAGAAUUUCUGCAUAAUCGUCCUAACUACCUUAUCGACCAUUGCAUGAAACGUCUUGUUUAUGCUGAAGAUGUACGUUCAAUCUCUUUGGUGGAUGACUCUAUGGGUGCAUUUUUAGUAACCAGUGAAAUGGGAAAGCACAACUAUCAUGUAUAUUUUAGGGCACCUCAUGACACAGAAAUACCUUGCUGCGAGUGUCUUGACUGGCAACGAAACUAUUUACCAUGCAAGCACUUAUUAGCGAUUAUUCAAAAUAAAAAAUUUACAAGUUGGGGAUGGAAAAACCUACCAACAGCAUAUAAAGAUUCUCCAUUUCUGACCUUAGAUGUCGAUAUAUUGUUCAAACCAAUUGAUUAUAUUUUGAAAAGAGUUGACGAUGCUCAGCAAGUUUGUGGUGCAGAAAGUUUUCAUGACCAAGAAAAAGAAACAGAAGAAGCUGACAUAAAACAAACUAUGACAGCUGUUCUACCUAAACCAGUGUUCCCAAAACGGACAGCUAUUACUAGGUGUUGUGAUCUGUUAUCUAGAAUAAAGAGUUUGGUCCACGAGUGUACUAAUUCAACUUCACUAGCCAGCCUGGAAAAGAGUCUUCAGUCUGCACUUCAGGAAUUUGAGAAUAACAGCAAUACUGAUUCAGGACUAGCACUUACAGCUCCUGACGCCGGGAAAACGUCAAUGAAACGUAAAAAAAGAACAUCAAAUAUCAGCAAGUCAACAACCAGCAAUCCUAAAAGAAAGCCAGAUUAUCUAAUCUACCAUCUGCAAAAUUAA